GUCCUGACGUCGCCGUGGCCGCGGAGGAGGCUGUGGCCGACAAGGACGGCCCACCACAGCGGGAGGCCGCUGGGCGCGCUGCGGAGAGGGGCUCUGCAGCCGUAGCGGGCGCUGGAGAUGCUGCCGCGCGGCUCGCUCCGCAGCAGCCUCGCAGGUCCGGGCGGCUGCGGGCGGCUGCGGAAGGGACGGCGGUUGGCGACGGCACGGCUGAAUCGCCGCGGCAGCGUCGAAAGAAGGUGGGUGCCGAUGCGGCCGCCGUCGCCCCGCCAGUCUCGCCGACAGCUCCAGCGCCCAGCAGCGGCGGCGCGACCUCGACCGUGGAGGCCGCCUUGGUCGCUGGCGCCCAGGGCGCCGCAGAGGCAGCGGCAGCCGCCGCCGCGGCCAGUGAGGGCGCUGGGGCCGCCGGCGCCGCCGCCAACGCGGAGGCGGCCCACAGAGAAGGCGAACGCGGCGGCGGCCGCGGACGCGGCCGCUCGGAGAGCCUUGGGCCUGGGGCUGGGCCGCCGCCGCCGGACAGGAGGUCUGAGUCCGCGAUCGCAGAGGUCGUCACGGCGCUGUGCAGAGCGGGGGAUCUUCGCAAGUUCCGCCUCUUGAGCGACGAGGAGUGGAAGAUUGUGAAGAGGGCCUUGUUGGAGGAGGUCACGGGCCUCCGGCAGACCGCGCCACCCGCGUGA
Prorocentrum cordatum is the source of this 674-nucleotide messenger RNA. The record is from the annotation of a GenBank genome assembly. Lineage: Eukaryota; Dinophyceae; Prorocentrales; Prorocentraceae.